AUGGCGCAUGCAGGCGCUGCGCCGGGUCAGAUUGCCUACAACUGUGCAGUAAGUGCGUGCGAGCGCUGCGCCCAGUGGUCGCAGGCACUGCAGCUCUUGGAGGACAUGAGCCUCAAGCAAGUGCCUGUGGACACCAUCACCUUCUGUUCGGCCGUCUGUGCCUGUGGAAAGGCGAAGAAGUGGCCCCAAGUUCUUUGGCUCCUGCAGCGCAUGGAGCAACAAUCUAUAGAGAAGAACACCAUACUUUGCAGUGCUGCGGUAAAUGCAUGUGCAAAGGGCAGCCUCUGGACCAUGGCGAUGGACAUUUUGCAUUCCAUGGCUCUCGCAGGCAUCGAGAGAAACACCAUCACUUUCAAUUCUGCGAUCGCGGCUUGUGAGAAGAGUUCUGAGUGGGAGCUGGCCCUGGAGAUCUUGAGAGAAAUGGACAAAUCUCGGGUGCGCAGUGAUACGAUUUCAUGUAGCACAGCCAUCAGUGUUUGCGCAAGUACUGGCCAUUGGACGAUAGGGCUGGAUUUGCUUGCACACAUGUUUGCCCAGACCAUUCCGCCGGAUGCGAUCGCAUUCUCUGCGGCGAUCACUGCAUGUGGAAGAGGGGAAGUGUGGGAUCGUGCAUUAGUGCUCUUGCAAGAUCUUUGGUCCCUGUCCAAUGGCGUGAGCAGUAUCAGCUUUGCUGCCGCCAUAUCAGCCUGUGAGCGUACCGGGCAAUGGACUGCAGCAUGCCAGCUUCUCGAGACGUUACUGGGUACGAAUGUCGCUGUGGACGUUGUGCCUUUCAGUGCAACGAUUGCCGCUUGCUCGCGUGCGGGAGAGUGGGAAAUAGCAUUGAAUCUACUUGACCAGAUGGUGUCCAGGAGCACAGGCAAGGACACCGUGUCAUGCACAGCGGCCAUAAAGGCUUGUGCAACAUCCGCCAGCUGGAACGCUGCAUUAUGUCUUCUCGGAACGAUGCUCGCAGAACAGGUUCCUCCAGAUGUCGCCACCUACAGCGCAGUCUUAAGUGCUUGUGACCUCGGCGAGCGAUGGGAAGAGGCCCUCGUGAUCAUGCAUGACAUGGAUCGCCGAUCCGUGGCCAUAGAUGGUAUACAUGUCGGCUGCGCAAUCAGUGCCGCCUUGAAGAAGGAGGGACGAGAGGCCGCCAUCCUGUUGCUACAGGCCUUGCGCACAUCUUGGCCAGCCGUAGACCCCGGAGCAGACCCAUCGGCAGAGGUCUGCACUGGGGACAUUGAGAUCAUAUGUCAGCAUCCUGGCCUCUUGGUCCUCAACAAGCCAGCCGGUGUUCUGACCGAGGACGCGCUUUCCUGGGCGCAAGGAUGGGCUGGGUCUCGGGUGACGGCUAUGUCUCGCUUGGAUGUUCCGACCUCCGGACUGCUUCCUGUGGCACUCGGCUCGGAAGAGACGGCUUCGAGCAAGUGGUUCAAGGCGCAGUUCGCCAGCCGCCUUGUCCAAAAGGAGUACCUCUGCCUCUGCCAUGGACGCAUAGAAGCACCCGGCGAGCAGCGCGUGGAGCUGCCGUUGCGCGUGGUACCUUCGGGCCCAGGCACGUCCCGUGCGCUGGUGGAUCCACUCGGCCGUGAGGCUGUCACCUCCUACGAGAGCCGGGCCGCCUACGCCUUGGAAGGUGAGGUAUUUUCCCUGGUCUGUGCUAGGCCGAAGACAGGAAGAAUGCACCAGAUCCGCGCGCACCUGGCAAGCGUGGGUCUGCCGUUGGUGGGCGACCGGCUUUACGGGCCACGUGCACCUUCUUGGUGUCGUCGCCUGUUUCUCCACUGCCAGCAGUUAAAGCUGUUGGGCUGGCACGGUGAGGAGCUCAACAUCAUGGCGCCACUCCCUGUGGAACUCCGGCGCGUCCUCCUUCAUCUGGGUGGAACGGAACCGGAGGAGAGCGAUUGGAAAGGCCAGGAGGAAGACGCCUCCAUAACCUGA
Messenger RNA from Symbiodinium sp. CCMP2592, 1923 nucleotides. Lineage: Eukaryota; Dinophyceae; Suessiales; Symbiodiniaceae. The record is from the annotation of a GenBank genome assembly.